Trifolium pratense (red clover) is the source of this 1214-nucleotide messenger RNA. RefSeq names its product F-box/kelch-repeat protein At3g23880-like. Lineage: Eukaryota; Viridiplantae; Streptophyta; Magnoliopsida; Fabales; Fabaceae. The coding region runs from base 12 to 1214 and encodes 400 amino acids. Gene Ontology annotation, molecular function: protein binding. The transcript has a single exon. The record is from RefSeq and is a predicted model, not a curated record.
ACACCACUAUCAUGAAUACCGAAUUACCUAUGUCGCAGCGUCGUCAUAAAUCCAAUCCUUCGCCUUCGGUAAUCCUCCCCGACGACCUUGUCGUCGAAAUCUUAUGCUUCCUUAAAGUGAAACCUUUGAUGAAGAUGAAGUGCGUGUGUAAAUCAUGGAAUAUUCUUAUCUCCGAUCCUAAAUUCGUUAAAAUGCACCUUAAUCAAUCUUCACGCAACUCACACUCCUAUGUUGUCUCUUCUAAGGAUUCCAAACAGGAUGAUGAUUACAGUUUCAUACCCUUCAACGUUAAUGAUUUGUUGGAAAACAGUUCAAUCACCUUCCCCGAUGAUCCUUACUAUCGAUUGAUCGAUAAGGACUGUCAUCAAGUUGUUGGUUCCUGUAAUGGAUUGGUCUGCUUGCUAGGUUAUUCUCUUGCCGAGUAUGGGCAUAAAGAGACCUGCUUUCGUUUAUGGAACCCUGCCACCAGGACAAUAUCUGAUAAAUUAGGGUAUUUUCCUGAAGACAUGAAUAGAUUGAAAUUUUGGAAGUUUAUAUUUGGUUACGACAAUUUAACCGACGCUUAUAAGGUUGUGGCUUUACAUCCGGGCAAUAGCUUGACAACGGUGGUACAAGUUUUUAGUUUUGGGAAUAAUGUUUGGAGAAACAUUCAAAGUUUUACCGCUAGGCCUUUUCAGUUGGUAUUUUCUACUAACAAAGAGUUUAUUGGUGUACAGUUGAAUUGCACUGUUAAUUGGUUGGCCGUUGGCGUUGCUUCUAUGUUUGUGAUUAUUUCGCUUGAUCUAGGAACUGAGACACACGCACAAUUGUUGGUUCCUUCAGGUACUGAGGAAAUGUCAAGUGUAUUUCCAGGUGUUUGUGUGUUGAUGGAUUCCCUUUGUUAUUAUCAUGACAUUGAGGGAACUGAUUUUGUUAUAUGGAAGAUGACAAAAUUUGGAGAUGAAAAGUCUUGGACUCAGUUCCUUAGAUUUAGCUAUCAAAUUCUUCAGAUGAACUUAAAAUGUACCCCGUAUUUCAAUCUUUAUGAGAACGGUGAUACACUGGUAUUCACACAAGAUCUACAAGACCAAGUGAUUCUCUAUAAUUGGAGAAAUAGUACGGUAGUGAAAACUAGAGUUAACAAAAAGAUAUGUUGGUUUAAUCCCAAAAAAAAAAAAAAGAUAUGUUGGUUCUCUAUAAACAACUAUGUUGAAAGCUUGAUUCCAACUUGUUGA